Messenger RNA from Grus americana (Whooping crane), 6953 nucleotides. RefSeq names its product PCF11 cleavage and polyadenylation factor subunit (gene PCF11). Gene Ontology annotation, biological process: termination of RNA polymerase II transcription. Gene Ontology annotation, cellular component: mRNA cleavage factor complex; cytoplasm. The record is from RefSeq and is a predicted model, not a curated record. The transcript is spliced from 17 exons. The coding region runs from base 1546 to 6456 and encodes 1636 amino acids. NCBI's taxonomy places the organism in Eukaryota, Metazoa, Chordata, Aves, Gruiformes, Gruidae. Gene Ontology annotation, molecular function: mRNA binding; RNA polymerase II complex binding.
GCGAUUACCAGUCGUCGCUGGAGGACCUGACGUUCAACAGCAAGCCGCACAUCAACAUGCUGACCAUCCUGGCCGAGGAGAACGUGCCCUUCGCCAAGGACAUCGUCUCCCUGAUCGAGGCGCAAAUCGCCAAGUAUGCUCAAAGGCAGUGAUACCCACCCCACCUCCCCCCCCCAGCCCAGCCCUCAACUAACAAGGAAUUCUGCCCUCUUCAAUAUUAAGUUUCAGGUCAUGAUAAAUUAAUACACAUUUAAGGGCGAGGAAACAUUGUGAUUCACCCAUAUAAAAGUACUGCUGACUCGGUUCCCUUCUGUGAACCACCUUAAAGGGGAAGGAAUUAAAUCUAAAAUUGUAAAGCAAGAGCACUUCCACACACUUAUCUGGACAAUGGGGCUGCGAAGUAAGGUGUCAUUAAUUAACUUGGUAGCCUAUCCUGUUUAAAAUGAGUGGUGAGCGAAGUUAUUCUGGUUUUAUCCUGAGCUUACCGGAUGGUGAAUGGGACUUACUACAAGUGGAUGCUCUUCUAAGGGGAUCGCGGUCAACACACGGCUUGUGGUGGUGUCUUUCAUGUUGUUCUCUUCAACAAGUCUGUGUACUUGCUGAUGUUUUCUGGAACUUUUCUGUGCCUUCUGCUUUGUGAAAGCCAGUGGUGGGCAUUAAAAUCACCUUGAUUUGGGCCAGUAGUGCUUUGUGUACAUUAGAAAUUGCUGUAGCGGUCCAGCAUCACCACACUUUUCUUGCACAAACUUGCUACAAGUUUUGAAAAUGGAUUUAAAAAACGAAAACCAAACAACAAAAACCAAGCCUCCUCUUGUAGCAAAGAUGUGUCCUGAGUUUGAAGACUCCCUUUUGUGAAAACCGUGGUUGCAGUUCCUGAGCUUGUCUGUGCAUUUACCCGGUCGACUAGAUGAUUGAGUUUUGUCUGGAUUUUGAACUUUGUUCUGACUGUGCAUUUUUGCAUGCACUCUCGAAAUCUGAACUGUCAUUACCUACAAGUGCCGAGAAUGGGACUCCUUGCUCCGUCCAUUUGGAUUACAGUGAAAUAGUUGUGACCUAUUCUGCAUGUAGUUUAUGAAAAGACUGAUACUCGACCUGUAAUCUGCGGCUACAGAAGUUCUCUGAUUUGGGCUGUUUGCCAGAAGUCUCUGUUCUGUGAAAUCCAGAAAAGCAAACGUUCAGGAGGUUUGAAUUAUGAACUAUUUUUAGAAGUUCCUUGAAGUGCUAACGAUGGUUUCCUGCUAACUUAAAAGUUACUUUCUCAAGCGGGUUUUGAAAGGUUACACUCAGUGCACUAGCGGCAAUACUGUCCUGUGGGCUUCUUUUUUCUUCUUUUUUUUUGCCUUUUUUUCCAAAGCUUUGAUACGCAAAGAAAAUAACCUAAGGUGUUCCUUUUUUGUGUGAUAGACCCACUGCGUUAUACUUUGAACUGAGCAUUGAUUUUCCAGAUUAAGUUUUUGUAUAAACAAAAAAUUCCCAAGCCAAAUCCCUUGGUGUUUAUAGUGGCAACCAAAAAGAGAGGCUCCUGCAUCAGAGAAGCUCCCUGUUAUGUACCUUAUGGAUUCCAUUGUCAAGAAUGUGGGAAGAGAAUAUCUUACUGCAUUUACUAAAAACCUAGUUGCAACAUUUAUUUGUGUAUUUGAAAAGGUGGAUGAAAAUACUAGGAAAAGUUUAUUUAAAUUACGCUCCACAUGGGAUGAUAUUUUUCCUUUGAAGAAACUGUAUGCACUUGAUGUCAGAGUCAACUCAUUAGAUCCUGCUUGGCCAAUUAAACCUCUGCCCCCAAAUGUGAAUACUUCUAGCAUCCAUGUGAAUCCUAAGUUUUUAAAUAAAUCGCCAGAGGAAUCUACUGCACCUACCUCUGCUGUCACUUCUGGUGCCUCUACUCCUCCAGUUGUUCCUGAAAUACAAAAGAAUUUGACACAGGAGCAACUGAUAAGGCAGCAAUUGCUUGCAAAGCAAAAGCAGUUGUUAGAACUUCAGCAAAAAAAAUUAGAGCUGGAGCUGGAACAGACUAAAGCACAGUUGGCUGUAUCUCUUAGUGUUCAGCAAGGAUCAUCUACUAUAGCUUCAGUUCCAGCACCUUCCAAGCAACGUAUGUCUCCCACACCUCAUAUGACAGUUAAACCACCUCAUCAGAUGGCUGUGCAACCUGAAAAAACCAAACCAUCCCCAAGUCCUCCACUUCAUGAUGUUAAAAUAGUAAAUAGGGAUCCUCGACUGAAUAGGAUGGCUCAACAUUCUUCUCAUGCUAAAGAUCAAUCUCAUAGGAAAGAAUUUCCACCGAACACAACCAGUCAGUCUGAUACCAAGGCAAACAAAACAACACAGGCUGAAAAACAAAACUCAACAAAGCAAGAAAAAUUGAAAGCAAGUGAAAAAACACAGAAGAAGGAACUUGACCAGUCAGAAGCAAAAUCUAAAUCACCAUCCCCUUUAAAAAAUAAGCUACCCAGUGCUAAAGAUACUAAAACCCAGGAAUGUGAAAGCGCAAAAGUAUCUGAAAUUAGUAAGCGGGAUCCAAGACUGAAAAGACAUCUUCAAGAUAAGUCAGAGGGCAAAGAGGAGGAGGUGAAAGAAAAGAGGAGAAGUACAGAGAAAAAAGAAAAAGAGGAACAUAAGACGUGUGAACACAGACCAGUAGGCAGCAGAAAUAAAGUAGUUAAUGGUGCUGUUCAGAAGCAAGACACGACUACAGAGGAGUCUGAAAAACAGAGUGGAAAACAGGGGAGAUCAAGUAGUAGAAAACGGUCACGAUCACGCUCUCCUAAGGCACGGUCACCAUCUACACAUUCUCCAAAAAGACGAGAGAGGCGAUCACCCAAAAGAAGACUUAGGAGUUUAUCUCCCACUUCAUCAACUCCUAAAAUUGCAAAGACACGUCAGAUCGGCCCUAAGCAGUCUCACGUUGAGGAAGGCACACAAGCAGCAAGAGAUGAAAGAAAUUCCAAUAAGAGAAAUGUUAAACAAGAGGUGCGAGAUCCAAGGAGGGUGAAAAAAGCCCAAGAAGACAGGCCCCAAGAAACAGCAAGCCAGCAUUCGACAAAAGCUUCUCCUGAUCCAAAGGAGAAUGCAGAAAACUGGCAAGGAUCCAAAUCAGGCAAGAGGUGGAAAUCUGGUUGGGAAGAAAAUAAAAACUCACAGCAGAAUGAAGAACACCAAGCACUCGGUAAAUCCCCUCACCAAAGACACCGGGAAAACUGGCCUGCUGGUAAAGGAAUUUUAUCACCCCGAGCACCAAAGCAGCAGCACCGGUUAAGUGUGGAUGCUAAUUUACAGAUUCCCAAAGAAUUGACAUCUGCAAGCAAGAGAGAAUUACUUAAGAAGGCCAAUGAACGCUUAACAUCCGGUGAAAUAACACAAGAUGAGUUCCUCAUGGUAGCUCAUCAGAUCCGACAGCUGUUCCAGUAUCAGGAAGGAAAGCACAGAUGUAAUGUCUGGGAUAGCCCGACAGAGGAAAAAUGUGGUUUGAAAAAGAAACCUCUUCUAUCAGAUGCAGAAUUAACAUAUUAUGAACAUAAGGCUAAACUAAAAAGAACACAAGUUCAGCAUUCAUUGUCGAGGCUUGAUCUGUUGGAUCCUGAUGAUAUUUUGGAUUAUCAUUUGCCUGAUGCAUUGCUUUCUGGGAUAGAAUGUGAGCAAGCAAAAGCCAAGCGUGGAGUACAGUUUGACAGAAAAGAACCAUUUGGAGAAAGGUCAAGGAGACACUCUCCUGUAAGUGGCACUAAUAGACCUUUUGCCGAUAACCUUUCACCACUUGAGAGUCGGCGAAGACUUGAGGAACAAAAUGCUACUAAGGGAGCAAGAGGUUCUAAGAACUUCGAUCCUUAUGACAGCUGGGGAGAAUCAGAUGAGUUUAGAGAUGCUCUCAGACAACAGGGGAAAAGCACAACAGAGUUCCAGAAAAUAGAUGGUGAUGCAAUCUGCAGAUUUGAUAAUCGUGAAGAGAGACAGCUUCUUGGGCAAGCUGGUGUUCGAGAGGAACCAAGAUCACCAUUCAGCGACCGUUUCAAAAGAGCUAGGUAUGAAGAUCCAGAGAAAGCACCGUUUCCGGAAAGUCCAGGAUCAAGAUUUGGAGGCAUUGAAGCAAAGCAGAGGAUAAGUGCACUAAUGGAAGACAGACCUCUAUUUGACGGCUCACCGAGACAGGCCACUGCAAGGGUUGGGGUAGAUGGACAAGGAAGUCCUUUUGUUGAUGGUCCUGCUGCUGGUUCAAGUUCCAGAAUUGAUGGGCCAGCUGGACAGGCCGCCAUGAGAUUUGAGGGGCCUUUGGUGGCGGCAGGUGCAUCUCAGUUUGAUGGACCACUGGCAGGAGCAGGAGGAGCUGGAGCCCUAAGAUUUGAUGGGCCACCAGGGCAGCUGGCAGGUGCCUUGAGGUUUGAAGGACCCCCAGGACAAGUUGGUGGAGGAGGUCCACUGAGGUUUGAGGGACCUCUUGGGCAGAUAGGAGGGCCUUUGCGGUUUGAGGGGCCUGCAGGACAGCCUGUAGGUGGUCCCAGAUUUGAAGGACCUGGAGUUGGUCUCAGGUUUGAGGGUCCCCGUGGCCAGCCUUCAGGUGGUCUCAGGUUUGAGGGACCUCAUGGUCAACCUAUGGGGCCUCGAGGUCAACCAGGGGGUGGUCUCAGGUUUGAGGGACCCCAUGGUCAGCCCUUGGGGCCUCAUGGUCAACCAGGGGGUGGCCUCAGGUUUGAGGGGCCACAUUUACAGCCAUUGGGACCCCAUGGUCAACCUGGAGGUGGCCUCCGAUUUGAGGGGCCACAUGGUCAGCCUAUGGGGCCACAUGGACCAUCAGGUGGUGGGCUCAGAUUUGAGGGGCCACAUGGACCAUCAGGUGGUGGGCUCAGAUUGGAAGGACCGCAUGGUCAGCCAGGUGUAGGUCCUAGGUUGAUUGAUGGACCAGUACACCAGGGAGCUGGUGGACUUAGAUUUGAUGGUCCUUUGGGUCGGGCCGGUCCGAGAUUUGAUGGUUGUCAUGCAGCUGGAUUUGAUGGUCAGCCUGGACAGCUCUCUCUCUUGCAAAGAUUUGAUGGAAUUCAUGGACAGCCUGGUCCAAGAUUUGAAAGGGCGCCUGGCCAACAGGCACAACCACGAUUCGAUACAGCCAUACCUCAAAGAUUUGAUGGACCUCACCAGCCAGCCUCUAGAUUUGACUUGCCCCUUGGCCUUCAAGGUGCGCGUUUUGAAAAUGUAGCUAACCAUCCUGCCUCAAGACUAGAAAUGUCUUACGGACAAGGCGGUCCAUUUGUCGACCAUCCCGGCCAGGGCUACAAUGGACCAUCUCAUGGGAUGCAGUUCCAGAGGCCUGAUCUGUUUGAUGGUUCGCCUGGACCAAAUUUCAAUGGGCCAGGUGGCCCAGGAGCACAGAAUUUCCCAUUGAGAGGAGCUGGACAUUACUUUGAUGAAAAAAGUCUUCAGGGUCCUCAAUAUGGAAACUUCAAUAAUAUGCCAAUGGGAAGUAAUCAGGUUUCUCUCAUGUCUGCUCAACCAGGGCCUUAUGGCCAAGGUCAACAGUAUUUGCCAAAUCCUGGAAGUUUUGUUCAGAAUCCUGCAGGAGCCCUUCCACAUUCGUAUCCUGAUAACCACCUUGGGCAGCUUGAUGUCAAUGAAUUGUUUGCUAAACUGUUGUCAACAGGGAUCCUCAAACUGUCAAAAACUGAUUCCACUUCAGCACAAGUGAAUGAAACAUCAUCCCAGCCAGCUGCUGAAGAGGAAGACGAUGACCAGAAUGAAGAUCAAAAUGUCCCAGACCUCACUAACUUCACAGUUGAAGAACUUAGACAGCGUUAUGAUAGUGUAAUAAAUCGACUGUACACUGGAAUUCAGUGUUACUCAUGUGGAAUGAGAUUCACUACUUCACAGACAGAUGUGUAUGCGGAUCAUUUAGAUUGGCAUUAUCGUCAGAACCGGACAGAAAAAGAUGUUAGCAGAAAAAUUACACACAGAAGAUGGUACUACAGUUUAACAGAUUGGAUUGAAUUUGAAGAAAUAGCCGAUUUAGAGGAGCGUGCAAAGAGCCAGUUCUUUGAAAAAGCUCACGAAGAGGUUGUGUUGAAGACACAAGAAGCUGCGAAAGAGAAGGAGUUUCAGAGUGUCCCUGCGGGACCAGCUGGAGCAGUUGAGAGCUGUGAAAUUUGCCAAGAGCAAUUUGAACAGUAUUGGGAUGAGGAAGAGGAAGAGUGGCAUCUGAAGAAUGCUAUCAGAGUAGAUGAAAAGAUUUACCAUCCAUCUUGCUAUGAAGAUUACCAAAAUACAUCAUCAUUUGAUUGCACCCCAUCUCCCAGCAAAACUCCUGUAGAAAAUCCACUAAAUCUAAUGUUGAACAUUGUUAAACAAGAAACACAAGAGUCCUGUGACUCGCCUAAAGUCAAAGAAGAACCUGAUGACACCCCUACUGCCUGUGCAGAAGAGAGCACACCUGCAUCUACAGAUGUUAAAACAGAACCUGAUGAGUCUGUUUAAAUAAACUGAGGUAUGCAUUUUUUUUUUACAGAAGAGCUGCUGCGUUAACUCUGGAAGGCAAAUACUUUUUAUAUGAAAUAAAAAUGUUCAACUGAGGCAGGGCCUCAACUACUGUUUGGUUAAUAAAUACAUUUUUGUAUUUGAAUUUCUUAUUGCCUGCACAGUUUCAGGUGUCAUUGUGUGAAAGUUCUGUAGAUGCGUGAAAAUUUAAUGGAAUGAAAUGGUAUAUGUAAAAAUGUACAAUUUUCACUUGUGGAAAUGUAAAUUAUAAAUAAAAGAUAUUUUUGCUAUAUAUGGAGUGUAAUGUUUAUGCACACCAUCAAAUGAAGACAGUGUUUCUGUACUUUUUCAGUUUAAAUGGAAUUAAAAGAGCUUUUGCUCAAUAAGAUUCAGAAAAAUGAAAGCAAACAACUUCCUUCAGUUAUCCCAUAGGUGGGUUAUCAAGGGAAGCAGUGCAGGAACUUCUCAGACAGCCCUAGAUUUCUUUUUUUUUUUUU